AUGUUAUUGGAUGCUAUGGUCGGACAAGAACAGAAUCAUAGCCCCAAAGUGGUCGAUCUCGCCAGUAUCAACGAAAUCCCGGGAGAUAUGCCUGCUCCAAAAGAUUCAAAGAAACAGACCGACCUGAACGGUCAAACGGGUGCCAAUGGUAGUAUCCCACCCCCUAAAACAGACAAGCCUCGGCCCCAUGUCUGCACUACCUGCGGUCGCUCAUUUGCGCGACUGGAGCACCUCAAGCGCCAUGAGCGAUCGCAUACCAAAGAGAAGCCUUUCGAGUGUCCAGACUGCGCACGAUGCUUCGCUCGGCGAGAUCUGCUCCUGCGACACCAGCAGAAGUUGCAUAUGACCACAACGCCGUCUUCUCGACCGAGAAACGGUCGUCGUGAGAGCACGGGCGCUGCACCCGGUGCGAGUCGCGUGCGCAAGAACUCCAUUGCCAAUAAUUCAUCCACUUCAAUGCGCCCCAGGGCCAACACCAUCAGCCACGUUGAUGGUGCAGCAUUGGGUAUCCCCGGUGCCGGUAACCCGUCAUCUGCGCCCACCCAAUCGGGUCACUCAUACCAUGCCAGCCUUAGCUCUUCAAUGGGAUCAACCAUGGAUUAUAGGGGAUUCAGUUCUGGACACCCUCCGAUGAACGGUCUCGCGAAGAUCGAGACAUCCGGGCUUCCCAUGGAUAUGUCCGGUGGUCUUCGGACUGCUCCUGUCUAUGGGACCUUUGAUACGGGUAUUGAUGGUAUGCUCAUGGGCCAUGGUAGCACCAUCAACCCAGCACAAUUACACUUCGCAGGUUCCCCGCAAGGCUUCAAUGAUUCGCCCUCGUCUCCUUUUGGCCACUAUCACAAUGGACUUCCACCCUCUGCCGAUCCCAUGAUGGACGACGACAUAAACUUUGACUGGAUGAAUGGAUUCGAUGCGGGACUCGCUAUGGGAAAUGGCAAUGACUCGGUUAUCGACGAGUCCUCGCCCUCAGCAAUGAGUACGGGCAGUCAGAGCGGAAUCAGCGAGGCCAUGCUGGAGGGCCCAAAUCGCAUUCCCAUCUCUAACGGCUGGCAUAACCCGUUCCCUUCACACCACGCGGCCAACCAAUUCGCGCUCGAUUUUUCUCCGACAACUUUGAAUGAUAUGGGGAUUCCCCCCGAGACUGUGUCGCCCAAGUCUCUAAUGGCCCAGAAUCCUUUUGCUGAGACGUAUGCCACACCUCCAUCUAUGACCUCGGUUGGCCAGCCCAUCAUGGGAGGACAUUCGCAGAGUAUGUUUUCAUCCUCUCUGGCAACAAACGGAGAAUCUCCUAAUCCUCUCAACGUUCCUUUCACGAAUAGUGCCCUUCGAAAUGAACAUUCCCUCUCAACGGAUACAUUUACAGACUCCACACGACAGGCUCUACUAGCGAGCAUGUCGACUCCCACUGGCCUCAAUCAUCGCAAGUAUUCCCAGCCCGCAAGUGGACUCCUCAAUAGUCGUGAGCUGUUCGCCCGCUCCACUGGCUUCAACAGCCCCGGUCAACUGCCCAGCACCUCGGACUUGCAACGCUACAUCUCGGCCUACAUCACCUACUUUCACCCCCAUCUCCCGUUCCUUCAUACCCCGACCCUUAACUUCCAAGCCCCCGAAUAUACCAGCAAUUUGCGCACGCCGAGCGGACACCUUAAUCUUAGCUCGACUGGCGUCGCUGGAGGCGGGGGCUGCUUGAUCCUCUCCAUGGCCGCCAUCGGUGCCCUCUACGAAUACGAAUCUACCGCCUCUAAGAAUCUAUUCGAAGCUGCGAAACGAAUGAUUCAAUUGUACCUUGAAGAGCGACGAAAAGCUGACAUGUCUGCUGCUCUCAAUCGUUCUCAUUCCUCGCGCGAUAACUCAGUCCACAAUACCCCGCUUUGGCUAGUACAAGCAAUGCUCUUGAAUGUGAUAUACGGCCAUAUUUGCGGUGACAAAACAUCCGCAGACAUUGCUAGCACCCAUUGUGCUGCUUUGGUUAGCCUGGCUCGCGCAGCCGAAUUGACACAACACCUGGAUCCUAAGAACCUGCCACAAGAUCAUCUUACUCCUGCAACCAACGGAGCUGAUACAUCCGAUGAUACGGAGAACUGGAUGUCUUCGUCAUUCAGUCAACCAAAAGAGCGAAGAGAUUGGUUGAACUGGAAGAUUGUAGAGGAACGGAAACGCACCCUCUACGCCAUUUUCGUUCUUUCCAGCUUUCUCGUCUCGGCUUACAACCAUGCUCCGGCACUCACAAACUCCGAAAUUCGUCUGGAUCUCCCCUGCGAAGAAGACCUCUGGGCGGCUGAAUCACCUCAGGUAUGGAAAAGGAUGGGCGGUCAAACGGCCACAAAGAAAACAUUGCCGUUUUCGGCUGCUUUGACUUCUCUUUUGACUGCCAGCCAACGAGAACAGAGUCAAUCGGCGAACCUGUUCUACAAUGCAGACGACCUGGCUAAUCCUGAAAACCGCCCAAGUACUUUUGGCUGCUUGGUACUUAUCUACUCCCUUCACAACUACAUCUGGGAAACCCGCCAAAGGCACAUGGGUCGGCAAUGGACCGCUCAGGAGACAGAUGCCAUGCAAUCACAUAUUGAGCCCGCUCUACGAGCCUGGCAAGCAGCAUGGGCCAGCAACCCUGUCCACAGCCUAGAGCGACCAAAUCCGUUCGGAGCUGGACCCUUGUCUGCAGACAGCAUUCCACUGCUCGAUUUGGCAUAUGUCCGUUUGUUUGUCAAUCUAGGACGAUGCAAAGAGGCGUUCUGGCAACGCGAUUGGAAUGGAGUGGCAGAUGAGCUUGCACGGGGUACAGAGGUUUUCCAGCACCCUGAUGCUUCGAUCAACGAUGUUGUUGACCCAUCUCUCACUGGACAUCUCGAUACUAGACGAGACUCGAUCGCCGACCUAGGUGUCUCAGAUCUAGCAAUCUCCAGGACACCCACGCAGGACGAGCCUAUGCAGACUCUAUCCAACAUCUACAAGACUGGCCAAUCGAGGCGCGAAAAGCACUUGCGUAAAGCCGCUUUCUACGCUGCAGACUCCAUCUCGAUGUCUGAUCAUCUUGGCAACACAUAUGCCGAGUUUUCGUCGCGAGAGCUGCCUCUCCAAUGCGCCAUGUGCGCUCUCGAUUGUGCACAGGUACUUGCGGAGUGGAUCACAACUGUUCAGGAACGUGUGGGCCCCUACCUUGGUAUUCUGGGCCGCGAUGACACCGACUUGACUCAAGUACCAGGAGUCAUGCUGCUCGAAGAUGAAGAUUGCAAGCUCGUGGAUAAGAUUAAGGAGAUACUGGCAAGUAUUGAAACAAAGAUGCAGCGCCACGUGCAAAAUAGCACUUCCAUGUCCGCGCUGAGUGCCAUGCAACGGCUGCCCAGUGCAGUGGAAGGCGGAUACGGAUGUAAAAUAUUGAUUGCGACAGCCAGUCUCUUGGAGAGAGCUGCUGUCUGGCCAGUGACGAAAUUGAUGGCCCGCUCUCUCGAAGCUCAAGCCAUGCGAAUGAAGGAGCGUACUGAGCACUCCGUUUUGAUGACCAUUUAA
This is a messenger RNA of Penicillium paradoxum, 3510 nucleotides long. It is a transcript of the gene amdX, whose product is annotated as putative C2H2 transcription factor (AmdX). The record is from RefSeq and is a predicted model, not a curated record. The transcript has 3 exons. Bases 1 to 3510 code for a protein of 1169 amino acids. NCBI's taxonomy places the organism in Eukaryota, Fungi, Ascomycota, Eurotiomycetes, Eurotiales, Aspergillaceae. Gene Ontology annotation, cellular component: chromatin. Gene Ontology annotation, molecular function: zinc ion binding; DNA-binding transcription factor activity, RNA polymerase II-specific; RNA polymerase II cis-regulatory region sequence-specific DNA binding. Gene Ontology annotation, biological process: DNA-templated transcription; regulation of transcription by RNA polymerase II.